GUGGGUGUUUCGUUUUCCCUUUCUUCUCGUCCUCUUGCUGACCGGGCGUUGCUAAAUUCGUUCUGGCGAUCGUCUCCGUCUCUUUUCCUUUCUCUCCGCCUCCGCCUCCCCCUUCCUUUUCGUUUGUCUCUGUCUCAAUCUCUCCGUCGUCACGGGAAUUAGGUGGAUAUCUAAGCAGUCUAAAUCUGCACGAUGGACAAAGGAAUUGAUCCUAGCUUUUUUGUGAAUGAUGGCUCGUUCAUGGAGAAAUUCAAACAACUUCAGCAAGAGAAGCAGGAGAAAGAGGCUGCUAAAGACAAUAGAAAAUCGUCUUCUUUGAAGAUUGAUGGGUCUGCUUGUAAGAGACCAUUUGAAAACAAAAUUAAUGAGACUCGAAAGCCUAUCCUGUCUUCUUCCAGUGGGAAGCUCGCAUUCAGUUUGAAGCAGAAGUCAAAGCUUGCUGUGCCACCUGUCAAGUUAGGUGCAGAUGAAGAUGAAGAAGAGGAGGAUGAGACAGGAAAGGGAUCAUCUAAUGGAGCAUCAAAGAGACAGAAGUCUGGCCAGUCAGAUGCCUCAGAACAGGGAUCAAGUCGGAGGGAUGCCCUUCCAUACUCACCAAGCGAUCCUGCAGUAAAGAAUGUAGCUGACAAGCUAGCAAGUUUUGUGGCAAAAAAUGGUAGACAAUUUGAGGAUGUCACCCGUCAAAGAAAUCCUGGAGACACACCCUUUAAGUUUCUUUUUGAUGUAAAUUGUCCAGAUUAUAAAUACUAUGAAUUUCGGCUAGCAGAAGAGGAAAGGGCUCUUUCACAGGCAAAAGAUUCUCAAUCAACAACUUCUGCAAGCAGUUCCACAUCUUCUCGAAUGUCAAGCAGUUCUCAGAAGAGAUCUUCUCAGCAACACUCUAAUUACCAAAUACCUACCUCUGCUCUUUAUGAUGCUGAUGAUGAUCCAAGGUCAUCAAUUCAGGGAAAAGCUAGCUCAUAUGGUGAACCUUCUGCACCUGCUUCUGAUGAUCCCAUAGCAAUGAUGGAGUUCUACAUGAAGAAGGCUGCCCAGGAGGAGCGCAAGCGGCAGCCGAGGCAAACCAAAGAUGAAAUGCCUCCACCUGCUUCUCUACAAGGAGCUCCUGCCAAAAAAGGGCAUCACAUGGGCGAUUUCAUACCACAAGAUGAGUUGGAUAAAUUUUUGGCCAGCUGCAAUGAUGCUGCAGCCCAGAAGGCUGCAAAGGAGUCUGCGGAGAAGGCUAAAAUACAAGCUGACAAUGUUGGUCAUAAGCUUUUAUCAAAGAUGGGAUGGAAGGAAGGAGAGGGACUUGGUAGUUCACGUUCUGGGCGUGCUGAUCCAGUCAUGGCCGGGAGUGUCAAGUUGAAUAAUUUGGGUGUUGGAGCAGAAGUCCCUGGCGAGGUUACCCCCGAAGACGACAUCUAUGAGCAGUAUAAGAAGCGGAUGAUGCUUGGAUAUCGUUACAGGCCAAACCCUCUGAACAAUCCAAGGAAAGCUUAUUACUAGGAGUGGGCUCCGUCGAUUCUAUGUAAGGGCAAGUUCUUACGCAGUGGAUUUAAUCCUUGUAUAUCUGGAGGUACUUGAUGUUAGAGAAUCUAUAUUGUAAGACGAACUUGUCAAUUUAAUCCUACCUUGCCCAUUUUAGACUA
This is a messenger RNA of Nymphaea colorata (pocket water lily), 1631 nucleotides long. Its product is annotated as SURP and G-patch domain-containing protein 1-like protein. Gene Ontology annotation, molecular function: RNA binding. The transcript is spliced from 9 exons. Lineage: Eukaryota; Viridiplantae; Streptophyta; Magnoliopsida; Nymphaeales; Nymphaeaceae. Gene Ontology annotation, cellular component: nucleoplasm. Gene Ontology annotation, biological process: RNA processing. The coding region runs from base 193 to 1488 and encodes 431 amino acids. The record is from RefSeq and is a predicted model, not a curated record.